UCGCAAACAUACUGACGGAUUAAAUGAGACAACGAACACUAUGAAGUCAUCUCAGGGCAGAAAAAAGAGGGUACAACCUAGACCCGCUGCACAUAUUAGUCCGAAACGACCUCGAGUUCAUCAACGAUCAUUUUACCAAAUGUGAGAAACAGAUCAUGCCCCAGCUUAAACGAGAGUGUCAUCAUACUCAACGAGGUGGUGGGUUCGAUAGACGAAGUUCCUAUCAAGCCUAUCUCCGCUCCAGCUGAAACGAACCAGUUGGGACAUUGCGACGACUCCGUUAUUGUCUUGAGUGACAAUGAAAGCGAAACUGAGAAAAAUGAGAGGAGCACACAUGAAAUUAUGCUGGAUGAUGUGUCGGCAGAAAAUUCAGAACUACCAGAGGCGACGAAGGUUCAAAAAAUUAUUCCAAGAAAGACUGUUCGACCUGCAUCAUUCCAGAUCUGCAGUCCCAGGCCUUUGGGUAAUCGAAAAAGGGGCAAGGUGGAAAUGAAACUCUUGGGUACAAGACCUUCAACAUCCAAGGCGAACUGGACUAACUUAAACACAAUAUCGGCUGAUCUUGGAAUCUGGAGUACAACUUCAAACAAUAAUUCAACCAGAUGUAACGCACAGGCAAAGAUAAAAACUGUCGACAACUUUUCUGCAAUUAAAAAGAAUGACUCAUUUUCAUCCAAAUCCAAAUGCAACGACAAAAGAGUUUGCACAGUUGUGCCGACUAACGUGCUAUCUUCAGAAUCGUCGAGUCAGGUGGUCGAAACACAAGAUGAAGUCAUCGUUGUUUGGACACGACCUGAAAAUCUCCGUACAAACUUACCAGAGCACGCCACGCUCGGUUGUACUAAAAAAUUGAAAGAAAAAUUGAAUCCUCAGACCCACUUCAUCGACACUAAGGAGGACUCUACUACCUUGCACUGUUUGAAUGCAAAGAGUGAAAAUGAAAGAGAGAUUCGUCACAGAAAAGAAAAGCAAUACAAUCCCAAUUUGGCAAUGUCUAUGAAACAUGGAUCCCACCAAAAUUUGCUGCCUGGAUCAUCCAGCGAGCAGCCAAAGCAGUUGGAAGUCAAUGGAAUGACCAGCUACUACACCGCGGAAACCACCCCCAAGAUACCCGGAAGUUUGCGAAACAUCGUAAUUGAUGGCUGCAAUAUUGCCAUAGCGUAUAACAAUAACAAGGGGUUUUCAGAAGAUGGGUUGAAGCUGGUGAUAGAUUUCUUUCAGCUACGUGGCCAUAUCGUGAAAGUCUUCAUCCCGCAUCAUGAAAGGUGCAGGUCGCGCCCGUUGCUGGAAAAACUUUAUAAGGACGGUGUUGUCGUUUUCACACCUAGUCGAUUCAUAGGGGGCAGAAGAAUCAGUUCGUACGACGACAGGUACAUUCUGGACUACGCCACCAUGUGCGAGGGGAUAGUGGUGUCCCUGGAUCAGUACCGUGACUUGUACAUGGAAAAACCCGAAUGGCAAGAUACGAUCGAGAACCGUCUGUUGGUGCCUACGUUUGUCGGGGACUGCGUCAUGUUUCCGGAAGAUCCUCUCGGAAGAGACGGUCCUAGACUCGACGAAUUCUUAAGGCACUAGUAGUAGCUGGACGAAGAAUAGACGUGCCUGGUUGAACGAAGAAAAGCUUGACCUGAUCUCCAAUUUAUACUACUCAUAUUCCUCCACGUAAUUGUCCAUCAUGUCGUGGAGAGCUAUAACCAACUACUAAGUUUUUCACACCCUUGUAAAUGUACUCGGAUUUAUUUCUUCGAAACGUCAAAGAGUUGCCGACGUAUUAUUUUCGUUAAACAUUAUUUCUAUACUUAAGUGUAUGUAUAUAUGUAUACAUACGUACAUAGCGCAUAACGGUUUGUCCACGUAGGAAUACCUGAUAGUCUACAUACCGAAACGGUUACGCAUAAUACUAUUUGAUAUUAUGUUCGUUAUUUCUUUGAUACAGUUUACUGAAUGUAAAAAAUAUUUGAUAAGAGAAACGAAGCAAAUUGUUAUUGAUACAAGAGCACUGCCAUUGUCCUCAUAAAGUUUAAUUUUCAAUAA
Molecule: messenger RNA, 2034 nt
Organism: Athalia rosae (coleseed sawfly)
Lineage: Eukaryota; Metazoa; Arthropoda; Insecta; Hymenoptera; Athaliidae
Product: endoribonuclease rege-1-like
Exons: 6
Coding region: 343-1575 (410 amino acids)
Cellular component (GO): cytoplasmic ribonucleoprotein granule; nucleus
Molecular function (GO): mRNA binding; RNA endonuclease activity
Source: RefSeq, a predicted model, not a curated record